UAGAUAGUUUUCAUUCCAGUGCUGCUAGAACGUUGAGCCCUGGUGUCUCUGACCAUUGUGGAUUAUUGUUAUUGACAUCUAAUGGCUUGAAGAGUCUGCCAAAGCCUUUCAAAUAUUUUAAGUUCUGAAGUUCUCACCCUACUUACUAUGACCUUUUGAAAUCAGCUUGGGAGGAUUCUGGCCUGGAAGUGAAUGAUCCUUUUGAUAGACUAUAGAUCAUCUGGUGGUGGAGGAUGGUUUAGUGAUUACUGAUGUAGAGCAAAUGGGGAGUGUUGUUGUUGAUUUCUAUAAGACCUUGCUUGGCAAAGUUAAUAUGGAUAUUCAGGAGCAGCCUGUUGAAUUUUAUGAAGCUAUGCUCAGGCACAAGUUACCUCCAGAAGCUGCCAGGGAGUUACAAGGGGAGGUUACUCGUGAAGAAAUAAGGUCUAUCUUUAUGGAGAUGGCAUCAGACAAAGCCCCAGGCCCUGAUGGAUACCCUGCUGAUUUCUAUAAGGCAGAUUGGUCUGUUGUGGGUAAGGAUGUAGAGGAUGCACUCCUUCACUUUUUUGGGACAAGUAUUCUGCGUAGGAAACUUAAUUCUACUAUCCUUUGAUACCUAAGCUAGUAAAUGUUGAACAUAUGAAAGACUUCCGCCCCAUAUCUUGCUGUAAUGUUCUGUACAAGGGCAUUACAAAGGUACUAGCAAAUAGAUAAACAAAGUUUCUCCCACUCCUUAUUAGUCAGUCACAAUCUGCUUUUAUCACUACAACAAAUUCAGCCUAUUAUGACGAUGCAAUUUUGUCAUAUUAGAUAACCAUUUUGUCAUAUUAGUUAUAAUAUGACAAAAGGUGUUGUCACAAAGGUUUGUCAUUUCAUCGCCGUCAAGAUAGGUCAAAUGUGACAAAAAUUUAGAACAAGGUUGUCACAUUUGCUUUUAGUUUACUGUGACAAACAGAGAUGUUAUGACGACAUAUUUUGUCAUUACAGUUGUCAUAAUCUGGUGAUUUUGCGAGAAUUGUUCUUCAUAUUACACGAUUAUAUUUUGUCAUAACUGUAUAUUGUGACGAGUACAUUUUGCCACAAUUGUUUAUCAUGACAACAUUAUUUUGUCGGGUAUAGGUCGUCAGGAAAGGUGGGUUAUUUGUCUCAUGUCUAAUAUGACAAGAGAACAAUUCGCCAUGCAAUACAUAAUGUGACAACAUGACAUUUUUGUCACACUCGACCUUCUUCAAAAAUUUCAUAGUUUGAUAUUUGUUUCCUGCACUGCAACUAGAUAAUGGAAAGAUUACCAAAGAUCCAAAAAUUUACAACCAUUUCCAUAGCAGUCUAGCUCCUUGUUCAGCAUAACCAAACAUUCUAAGAUGUUCACCAUGACACUAAACAUUCUAACUCCUUUGUGGAUCUUGGGUAGAGGUGGCAAUUUCAAUCCAAUCCACCAAUCCAAUCCAUCAAUCCAUUAAAAAUAUCCACCUAAUCCAAUCCAUUUAAAUCCAAUCCAUUUUAUCCAAAUCCAAUUGGAUUGGUGGAUUCAUGGAUUGGAUCCAUGGAUCAUUGGCAAAUUACGGUUUAGUACCUAUAAUUUUUAUUUUUUACAUUUUGGUACCUAAAAUUUAAUUUUUUAUGCGAAAAAUAUCAUUGGAAAAUUACGUUUUGGUACCAAAAAAUUUUCAUUAUGACAUUUUAGUACCUAAACUUUUUACAUUUUACAUAUUGGUCCUUGGUUGAGGAUGUCAUUUGGAUUCAUGGAUAAUCCACCAAUCCACUUGAUCCAAUCCAUGAAUCCACCAAUCUAUUAGAUCCAUGGAUCCACCAAUCCAAUCCAUUUGCCACCUCUAAUCUUGGGUUCUCCUUCGGUCCAUACUUCACCUUUUUCUUCAGGACCUUCUGAACAAUCUCACGACCUGAUACAAGCUUCCCCUCUGUUUUUGCUUCUAUCCAAAUAUAUAGCAUCACAAGGCUUCACAGUGAAUAUGCUCAGUAAUGAAGCUAAUGGUUUUCACACUUUCGGAAAAUGCUAUCCUGUGCCAGAAAAAUUCAAGUCAAAAUGUAAACCAUGUUCUCAGUUUCUCUAAAAUUUAAGUAAAAAUAAAGUUAGUACCAUGUAUGCUCUCCUUCCUCAAAAGACAAAACUAAGUAACCAUGUUCCAAAAAGAUAAGAGUCACACAAGUUACAGAAUAAAGAACAAUCAGAUAGUGGGAAGACAAAGACAACCCGUUAGUGGGAUCUCUCCCUGUAUUUCAUUUACCAUACUCGCUCCUAGACAAAGCUAGGAAUUAGAACACACCAAAUAAAAGAAACCACAAAAAAUUACAGGGUGUCGUUACCUUCAUAAUCAUCGUUGUAGAUAUCCCUUUGCCUCCAGAAACCUCCACCUAUGCACAUGUCGUUAUCACUUCCAUCACUUACCACCACCUCCCACUAGCAAUGGUCGUAAUAACCUUUUCGACCUUAUUCUUCUGAUUCCCCACUACAAUACACCCGCCUCAUGAGCUCCUUCCUGAUUUCUCCGAAUCCUAGUAGAUUAAAGCCUAAAUCGAUUA
Messenger RNA from Linum trigynum, 2520 nucleotides. NCBI's taxonomy places the organism in Eukaryota, Viridiplantae, Streptophyta, Magnoliopsida, Malpighiales, Linaceae. The record is from the annotation of a GenBank genome assembly.